Molecule: messenger RNA, 513 nt
Organism: Chaetura pelagica (chimney swift)
Lineage: Eukaryota; Metazoa; Chordata; Aves; Apodiformes; Apodidae
Product: protein mago nashi homolog
Exons: 1
Coding region: 22-453 (143 amino acids)
Biological process (GO): RNA splicing
Cellular component (GO): nucleus; exon-exon junction complex; catalytic step 2 spliceosome
Source: RefSeq, a predicted model, not a curated record
UGCCGGGACGGCGGUGGGACCAUGGCGAGCGACUUCUACCUGCGCUACUACGUGGGGCACAAGGGCAAGUUCGGCCACGAGUUCCUCGAGUUCGAGUUCCGACCCGACGGGAAGCUCCGUUACGCCAACAACAGCAACUACAAGAACAACGUCAUGAUCCGCAAGGAGGCCUACGUGCAUAAGGGCGUGACGGAGGAGCUGCAGAGGAUCAUCGAGGACAGUGAAAUCACAAAGGAGGACGAUGCUCUGUGGCCUCCUCCGGACAGAGUCGGGCGGCAGGAGCUUGGAAAAGUCAUUGGUAUCUCCUUCACCACGUCAAAAAUCGGUUCCCUCAUCGAUGUAAAUCAGUCCAAGGAUCCAGAGGGCUUGAGAGUGUUCUACUACCUGGUCCAGGAUCUUAAGUGUUUAGUCUUCAGUCUUAUUGGACUACACUUCAAGAUUAAACCAAUUUAAAGAAAGCAAACUGGAGUUUGUAUUACAGUAUCUGGGGGAGGGGGGUGGGCAGGGAGGAAU